AUGCCCCUCCGGCCGCCCCCUUGGGGCCGCCACGCUUCCAUAGAGGAUGGCAUGAAAUCCAUCAACGCCUGGGCUAAGCAGGAAGGAUAUGCAAUCGUCCGGCAUAGGAACAAAAUGGACAAGCGCACGCCCCCUCAGGUGCGCAAGGUGCUUGUUCAUUGUGAUUGCGCGGGUGUAUACACGCCUGCCAAUCGGAAGAAAAAGACCCGUUCAAAGAAGUGCGAUUGCCCUAUGAAAGCCUGCUUCACGAGAGACCUACAGCUAGGUGAUUGGUUCUUCGAAGUUGAGGUUUCUGGCCACAAUCACCACCCGUUUGAUCCGGAUGAGGGGACUCCAGCCGUGCACCGAGAUCUUGAUGAGGAUACAAUUCGAACCAUCUACAAUUAG
This is a messenger RNA of Mytilinidion resinicola, 387 nucleotides long. RefSeq lists its product as uncharacterized. The transcript has a single exon. NCBI's taxonomy places the organism in Eukaryota, Fungi, Ascomycota, Dothideomycetes, Mytilinidiales, Mytilinidiaceae. The record is from RefSeq and is a predicted model, not a curated record. The coding region runs from base 1 to 387 and encodes 128 amino acids.